AUGUCUACCGCUACGCCUAUCCCCGCUUACGCUUCUUAUAAGCACAUGCUUGUCAGCUCUCCAGGACCCUUUGUUGCCCAUGUUGAAAUCAACCGUCCCAAGAAGCUCAAUGCUUUCUCACAAGAAGUCUGGCUUGAGUUCGGCCACGUCUUCGAUCAACUCAGCAAUGAUUCAGACAUACGCGCUGUUGUGCUCAGCGGCGCUGGCGAUCGCGCAUUCACAGCAGGCCUCGACGUGCAGGCUGCAUCUGGAGAUGGAAUCCUCUCUGACGCUGCAGGUGAUGUCGCGAAGAAGGCCAAGGUGUUGAGGAAUCACAUUGAGGAGUUUCAAGAUUCAAUUAGCGCGAUGGAGAAAUGCGAAAAACCUGUCAUUUGUGCUCUCCAUGGUAUUGCUAUCGGCCUUGCUAUUGAUAUUGCAUGCUGUGCUGAUAUCCGCUUCUGCGCUUCCACCGUGCGCUUCGCCGUAAAGGAAGUUGACAUUGGUAUGGCGGCAGACAUCGGCACGCUCUCUCGCCUGCCGAAGAUCGUUGGCUCGACAUCGUGGGUCAAGGACGUGUGCCUCACAGCGCGAGACUUUUCUGCGCAAGAGGCGCUGUCGAUGGGCUUUGUGAGCCAGGUCCACGAGAACAAACAGGCGACUGUACAGGCCGCAGUGGCGCUGGCGACGACGCUUGUUGAGAAGAGUCCCGUGGCAGUUCAGGGAACAAAGGAGCUGCUCAACUACAGCAGAGAUCACAGUGUCGCGGAGGGCUUGAGGUAUACAAAGGUGUGGAACGCGGCGGCUGUGCAGGGCAGGGACUUUGCCGUGGGAUUGACGAGCGGGUUGAAGAAGAUAAAGCCUCGAUUCGAGAAGCUGUAG
Fusarium pseudograminearum CS3096 is the source of this 858-nucleotide messenger RNA. RefSeq lists its product as uncharacterized. The coding region runs from base 1 to 858 and encodes 285 amino acids. Lineage: Eukaryota; Fungi; Ascomycota; Sordariomycetes; Hypocreales; Nectriaceae. The record is from RefSeq and is a predicted model, not a curated record. Gene Ontology annotation, cellular component: mitochondrion. Gene Ontology annotation, molecular function: delta(3,5)-delta(2,4)-dienoyl-CoA isomerase activity. The transcript is spliced from 2 exons.